GCUUUCCGAAAUUUAAUCCGCCGGGGCAUUCAUUUUUGGGAAGAAGCCACAUGCUUAAGAUUUAGAGAAAAUGUACAAGCAAGAGACGCAAUCAGGUACGUGUUAGAACGAGGAGACAGCUGUUUUACAGAGUUCAUAGGACGAAACGGUGGAUUUCAAGAUAUUAUUAUUGGCAGCGAAUGUGCUGAGGAAUAUGUUGUGGCACACGAAACAGGACAUGCUCUUGGAUUCUGGCAUACGCAUCAAAGACCAGAUCGGGAU
Messenger RNA from Thelazia callipaeda (thelaziosis nematode), 261 nucleotides. The record is from the annotation of a GenBank genome assembly. Lineage: Eukaryota; Metazoa; Nematoda; Chromadorea; Rhabditida; Thelaziidae.